AUGGGGGUAACAGAAUGGGUUGCCGAGCGCCAGAUGGAGGUGGAAGAAUCGCAGAAUCAGCGGGAUAAACGAGUUGAGGACCUCUGGAGGCAAUUGGACCCCAACGGCUCGGGCCAUUUGGACUUUAAGGGGUUGCAGAAGGGGCUGAGGAAGAUCGAUCACCCCAUGAAAAAUGCAGACCACAUGCUGCGGAAGAUCAUGACCGUCGUCGACACGAACGACGACGGUAAAAUCCAAUACGAAGAGUUCCGCUGCUUCGUGGAGCAGACCGAGCGGCAACUAAUGUUUCUGUUCCAGUCCAUAGACAAGGACAACGACGGGCGACUUGACAAGACCGAGCUGCAGGAAGCCUUCCGACGGGCAGGGCUUGUCGUACCGAUGCGCAAGCUCGCCUCCUUCUUUGGCGACAUAGACAUGAACAACGACGGCUACAUCAGCUUCGAAGAGUGGCGAGACUUUCUUUUGUUUAUGCCGACACACAACAGCAAUGCGCCGUUGAAGGCUGUGAUGGACUUCUAUUCCUCCAUCGUCACCCUCUCUGCUGAAGGUGACUCGAUGGUAUCGGAGGAGACUCUUGAAGGCUCAGGUACGACCGGCUUCCUUCUGCAAACCCUCUUUGGAUCCAUUUUGAAGCUCGCAUCCCCUUCUUACUCGGAUCCCUCCGCUGGCAACAUCCAACUUCUCAGCGACGAGGACGGCAAUUCGGUAGCUGUGGUCGUGCCUUCCCGAGAAGGACCAGGCUCUGGCCCUUCCGGCCUCUCGCAGCUCCCCGCCUCGCCAAAACAACAACGACGACGGAGUUUAUCAAAAAACAACAACAGCGACAGCAGCAACAGCAGCAGCGGUUACGCCAGUCCCUCAGCAGAUCUCGACCCGGCCUCUUCGCAACAGCAAAUAUUGUCCGCGCAAGCGAUAGUAUUGCCAAUAUCUCCCCCGGGCUAUUCAGGUACCAGCGCCAACAUGAACAACAUGAACAUGGAGGCAGCGGUGCUGCAGGCGUGCAUCCAGGCCGCCGACGAGAAGCCCACAGGCAUACUUGGAAGACCCCCCGGCGUCGGCACCUCUCAAGCGAACCAGGUCACAGGCAGCAGCUCCGAGCAAGGCUCCAGCUCCAGCUCAGAUGCAACUGUAGCACCCAAGUUCAAGAGAUUGACUGACUUCGUCCCCGAUCCAGGUUACUUUAUCGCAGGUGCCGUCGCCGGAGGACUGUCGAGAACUGCCACGGCGCCCCUCGAUCGUCUGAAGGUCUACCUGCUCGUCAACACCCGAGCGAGCACCGACACGGCGGCGAGUGCGCUCAAGCAGGGGCGUCCGCUGCUCGCCCUUCGCAACGCGGUCAAGCCAUUCGGCGACGCCGUCAAGGACCUCUGGAAGGCUGGCGGUAUUAGGAGUCUGUUUGCAGGCAAUGGACUCAACGUCAUCAAAAUCAUGCCUGAGAGUGCCAUCAAGUUCGGAUCAUAUGAGGCUGCAAAGCGAACCCUCUCUAAGCUCGAGGGCCACAACGACCCCAGACAGAUCAACAGCUACUCGAAAUUUGUCGCAGGUGGUGUUGCUGGCAUGGUUGCCCAGUUCUGCGUAUACCCGUUGGACACACUCAAAUUCCGACUCCAAACAUCAACAGUCCAGGGCGGACUCUCUGGAAAUGCCCUUGUCCUUGACACAGCCAAGAAGAUGUGGCAGGCAGGCGGUGUGCGCAUUGCUUACCGUGGCGUCACCAUGGGCCUGAUGGGCAUGUUCCCCUACAGUGCUAUCGAUAUGGGCACCUUCGAGUUCCUUAAGACAUCAUACAAGAGGUACAUGUCCAAAUAUCGCGGCAUCCAUGAAGAAGACGCCAAGCCAGGCAACAUUAUGACGGGCAUCAUUGGUGCCACCAGUGGAGCUUUUGGAGCAUCUGUGGUUUACCCCCUCAAUGUCCUCCGUACCCGCCUCCAGACUCAGGGCACAGUCAUGCAUCCUGCGACCUACACCGGCAUAAUGGAUGUUGCACAGCAGACGCUCAAGAACGAGGGUGUGCGGGGCAUGUACAAGGGACUCACCCCCAACUUGCUCAAGGUGGCUCCCGCGUUGAGUAUCACCUGGGUUGUGUAUGAAAACUCAAAGAGACUCCUCGGCUUGGAAUGA
This is a messenger RNA of Colletotrichum destructivum, 2121 nucleotides long. Its product is annotated as Putative mitochondrial carrier protein. Gene Ontology annotation, molecular function: ATP transmembrane transporter activity; calcium ion binding. Lineage: Eukaryota; Fungi; Ascomycota; Sordariomycetes; Glomerellales; Glomerellaceae. The record is from RefSeq and is a predicted model, not a curated record. Gene Ontology annotation, biological process: ADP transport; transmembrane transport; ATP transport. Bases 1 to 2121 code for a protein of 706 amino acids. The transcript is spliced from 6 exons.